CUCUCCGGCUCCCACUCCAUCGGCAUGGGCCGCUGCUUCUCCGUCCUCUUCCGCCUCUACAAUCAAUCCGGCACCGGCCGACCCGACCCCCACAUGGACACCCACCUCCGCUCCAACCUCGACCGCCUCUGCCCGCCCACUGGAGACGGCAACGUCACCGCCCGACUCGAUGCCACCCCUCUCAAGUUCGAUAACCAGUACUUCAAAGACCUUAGAAGGCUGCGAGGGUUCCUCAACUCCGACCAAACCCUGUUUUCCGACGACCGGAGGACGAGGGCCGUGGUGAAAAGAUACAGUCUUGAUCAGAAAGCUUUCUUUGCCGAUUUUGUGGAAGGGAUGGUGAGGUUGGGAGAUUUGCAGGUGGAUCAGCCUGGGGAGAUUAGGAGGAACUGCCGGGUGGUUAAUGGUGGGAAGGAGGAGGAGAAUGGAGAAGCUUUGGGGAGUUUUAGGCUGGAAGCUUAAGGAGGAGUUUAGUCCUUUGUUGCUGUCUCUAUACUGUAUGAAUUUGUACUUUUUUUUAAUGCUAUUUUGGAGAAAACUUGGGAUCAAAUCUCUUAUUUGCACUUUU
Molecule: messenger RNA, 568 nt
Organism: Phalaenopsis equestris
Lineage: Eukaryota; Viridiplantae; Streptophyta; Magnoliopsida; Asparagales; Orchidaceae
Product: peroxidase 17-like
Exons: 1
Biological process (GO): response to oxidative stress
Molecular function (GO): heme binding; peroxidase activity
Source: RefSeq, a predicted model, not a curated record